AUGGCUCGGGGGCGACGUGGUGCAAGCAAGUCUGCGGACGACUACGACGACUACGAGUACUAUAGCUACUACAGCGAGUCCCGAUCGCCCUCCCCUCGGAAUCGCGGGCGACGUGGUCGCGACCGUGGUGGACGCAGGCGCCAUGAACGCAGCCGGUCCCGGGGUCGUCGGGACCGCCGCCACGACAAGCGAGGCCGCAGUCGUGAGAGGCGCCCUCCUGGACGUCCUCGUUUUGAAGACCGUGGCCGGAUGGGCGGUGGCGGACGUGAUGCCAAGCCUGGAUCCCAGCGCGUGUUGUGA
Messenger RNA from Symbiodinium sp. CCMP2592, 300 nucleotides. The record is from the annotation of a GenBank genome assembly. NCBI's taxonomy places the organism in Eukaryota, Dinophyceae, Suessiales, Symbiodiniaceae.